Molecule: messenger RNA, 685 nt
Organism: Gadus macrocephalus (Pacific cod)
Lineage: Eukaryota; Metazoa; Chordata; Actinopteri; Gadiformes; Gadidae
Product: fatty acid-binding protein, brain-like
Exons: 4
Coding region: 88-486 (132 amino acids)
Biological process (GO): fatty acid transport
Cellular component (GO): cytosol; nucleus
Molecular function (GO): fatty acid binding
Source: RefSeq, a predicted model, not a curated record
ACAUAUUAAUGAGUGCGAGAAGGGUUCAAGGAUGAAGAGAAAAGUUUCCCAAAGCUUCACUCUCCUCCUGACUCUCUCAGCUCCACCAUGGUCGAAGCCUUCUGUGCCACCUGGAAACUAGUCCACAGCGAGAACUUUGAUGACUACAUGAAGGCCCUGGGGGUGGGCUUCGCCACCCGGCAGGUGGGCAACGUGACCAAGCCCACGGUGGUGAUCCGCCAGGACGGGGAAAAGCUGGUGAUCCAGACCCAGAGCACCUUCAAGAACACCGAGAUCUCCUUCAGCCUGGGAGAGGAGUUUGACGAGGCCACGGCGGAUGACCGCAGCUGCAAGACCACUGUCAGCCUGGAGGGUCAUCAACUCAUCCAAGUCCAGAAGUGGGAUGGCAAAGAAACCAAGUUUGUCAGAGAAAUUCAGGAUGGCAAGAUGGUCAUGAGCUUGACGUUUGAAGACAUCCACGCUGUGCGGACGUAUGAGAAGGCAUGACUGGUGUGACGUCUCUUGUUGUCAGGCUUUUAUUAACUGCAGGCUAUUAUGUUGAACUUUUCAAUCCAACAUGCUCCAAAUGUUUUAACACAGUGGUUAUGUUUUUCUUUACUUAUUUUUCAGUUUUUUUUAUUACAUUUUCAUUGUGAUGGAUCAUCUUAUAUAAAAUAAAUAAAAUAAAAUAAAAGGCCAAAUGCAA